Molecule: messenger RNA, 2020 nt
Organism: Glycine soja
Lineage: Eukaryota; Viridiplantae; Streptophyta; Magnoliopsida; Fabales; Fabaceae
Product: protein IQ-DOMAIN 1-like
Exons: 7
Coding region: 323-1591 (422 amino acids)
Molecular function (GO): protein binding
Source: RefSeq, a predicted model, not a curated record
UCAUUCACAGAAUCACAAUUCAUUUCCUCAUCAGACAUAAUUAUUUGUCUAGUUUUAGUUUUGCCGACUCGCUUCACAUUCGUUAUCUAUUUCAUUUUAUUUUAGUCCUUUUCAAUGAAAGUCAUUGCGGAGUGAUAGAAGAGCGAGAUUCACUUGGAAAUCUUCUGAAGAGCUUCCGAGUUUGCGAAUGAGAGAACUCGGCAUUGACUCAGAGACGGUUCGUUAUAUUUUCGUGGCCGAUGGUGAGUUUUUUAGCUGAGUGACAAUUUCUCUUGCUAUGACUUUCAGGUUUAUGCUAGAUUGAAAUAAAUUUGCAUUGACUAUGGGUGUCUCUGGGAAGUGGAUUAAAGCAUUGGUUGGUCUAAAGAAAUCAGAAAAGCCAGGGUCUUCUGAGAAGGAUGGAAAUGUUGGCAAGUUUCACCAUCAGAGAAGGCAUGGUGUUGAAUUUGAUAAUGGUAAAUUUCCGAACGAAUUGGAUAAUGCUGCUACUCCACCUGUUGAAUAUGAUAAUGGCCAUGCAAACCUUGAUGCCCACUAUUCAUCUUCUUCUUCACAACAAGCACAUGAUGCUGCACAUAAUCAACAGAUGAGGGAGGAAUUGGCUGCAAUACGCAUUCAAACAGCAUUUCGAGGAUUUCUGGCUAGAAGAGCACUACGGGCUUUGAAAGGUGUGGUAAGGCUUCAGGCCCUUGUAAGAGGCCAUGCAGUGAGAAAACAAGCCGCAAUAACACUCCGUUGUAUGCAAGCUUUGGUGAGGGUUCAAGCUCGUGUUCGGGCUAGGCGUGUUUGCAUGGCAUUGGAAACUCAAGCAUCACAACAGAAGCAUCAGCAAAACCUUGCAAAUGAAGCUCGAGUUCGAGAAACAGAAGAAGGAUGGUGUGAUAGUGUAGGAUCUGUUGAAGAAAUUCAGGCUAAAAUAUUGAAGAGACAAGAGGCUGCAGCAAAACGUGAGAGAGCCAUGGCGUAUGCUCUAUCUCAUCAGUGGCAGGCAGGAUCAAGACAGCAGCCUGUUUCCUCUGGUGGAUUUGAACCAGAUAAAAAUAGCUGGGGUUGGAAUUGGUUGGAAAGAUGGAUGGCUGUCCGUCCUUGGGAGAACCGCUUCGUUGACAUUAAUAUGAAGGAUGGAGUAACAGUACAUGAAGAUGGAGCUAAGGAUGAUAAAAAUGGAACCACACCUCAGUUGAGCUCUGCUAACAAGAAACCAUUCUCAUCAAACACACAUCCAAACCUGACAAGUCAAGGAACUGGUCCCACUAUAUCUGAUGGCUGUGAUUCUUCAUCUAGUAAGUCUGCAGGUUUGCUAGAAUCAUCAUACACGCAGCCUGUUAAGCCAACUUCUAAGGCAAAAGUUGAAAAUACUGUUGAAGAAGUUAACUCAAAACCUAGAAUUGGGUCAAGAUCCCAUAGUAAUCCAAAGGAGAGAACAUCACAGGCAGAUAAGCAGGCCAAAAAACGAUUAUCUCUGCCUAACAAUGCAGGGGGUGGAGCUGGAUGUCAAAUAGUCAAACACCCUGUUAGCACUACUAGUGUGAUUAGGGAUAAACCUAAGCUCAACGGAAGACGGGAUGCGAAUACAAAACCAGUUCCAUAGCUGAAUGGAAGAAAGGAUGCGAACAUAAACACACGGAUAUGUAUUUUCGAGAAUCUCAAAUAAGGGAAAUCACUCUCUUCUCUAUUGAUAUAUAUGGCCAUUUGUUGUUCUGUGCAUAUAAUGUGAAGCGGUGAGGGCUUUGUACCUAGUCCAUCCAUGAAGAGUUGAAGACGGUGAAUAUGGUUUUACAGUUUUGAGAUUGGCUUGGGUUGUGGCUUGUGAUAGGAAUAAGAUUUGCCUGGUUGAUACAAGUUUGUUUUUAUUUAUUUAUGCAAUACUUGUUGUGGUCAGUCAGAAUGUCAGUUAUGUGAUAGCAUGAUGUAUUUAUGUACACCUUUCAGUGUGCAAUUGCCUUAUGUCGCAUUAUAUUGUUGCCAGAUGUUCUUUAGUGAGCAUACAUACUUCUGCGUAGAUUUGAUUGCUUGAUCA